Molecule: messenger RNA, 1422 nt
Organism: Hibiscus syriacus
Lineage: Eukaryota; Viridiplantae; Streptophyta; Magnoliopsida; Malvales; Malvaceae
Product: tubby-like F-box protein 7
Exons: 4
Coding region: 89-1246 (385 amino acids)
Molecular function (GO): protein binding
Source: RefSeq, a predicted model, not a curated record
CAUUUUCUCCGCAUAAAAUCCCCCCUCUUAAUCUCCUCUCAAAAGCAAAUUUCACCGAAAAAGAAUUUUUUUGGAAGCCUUUGAACCGAUGUCGUCUCCUUCGUCGUUUAGGAAAACCUCGUGCAUUUCACGGAGAUUCUCGAGGUCAUUGAGACAAUCAUCAGCCAGAACGGCGGCGUUCGCAACAGUCUCAACCAGGGAGGCUCAGCCGGAGUCUUCUGAUUCGUCGCCGUCUAUGCCGGCGGAUGGAGGGGAUUCGUGGUCGACGUUGCUGCCGGAGCUGUUAAUUGAGAUCAUGGAGCGCGUGGAAGCGAGUGAAGAAAUGUGGCCCGGAAGGAAAGACGUGGUUGCUUGCGCUUGCGUGUGUAAGAAGUGGAGAGAAGUUACUAGAAAGAUCGUUAAGGCUUCUCCUCAAAAUAGCGGCAAAAUCACUUUCCCUUCCUGUCUUAAGCAGCCUGGUCCACUGGAGUUUCCAAACCAGUGCAUUAUAAAGCGGAACAGAAAAAACUCGACAUUUUUCCUUUAUCUUGCCUUUUCACCAUCAUUCACUGACAAGGGGAAGAUACUAUUAGCAGCACGAAGAUAUCGACAUGGUGCUCAUAUUGAGUAUAUUAUAUCCCUUGAUCCAAAUGAACUAUCUCAAGGCAGUAAUGCCUAUGUCGGGAAGCUAAGUUCGGAUUUUCUAGGUACCAACUUUAAAAUCUAUGACAGUCAGCCGCCACAUAGUGAUGCAAAGCCCUCCAGCUGCAGAUCAAGUCGCAGAUUUGCAAGUAAGCAAAUCUGCCCCCAAGUUUCAGCUGGCAGUUUCGAGGUUGGGCAAGUGUCUUACAAGUUCAAUCUCUUGAAAUCAAGAGGUCCCAGGAGGAUGAUUUGCUCAAUACAGUGCCCUUUGCCAGAAAAUAUGGUUGAUGACAGGCAUUUAGAUAACACUGAGAUGAAAAUGCCAGAGCAUGAUGUAUCCGGCCAUACAACUUUGAGGAACAAAGCUCCAAGAUGGCAUGAACAUUUACAGUGCUGGUGCUUGAAUUUCCAUGGUCGGGUAACUGUAGCAUCCGUGAAAAACUUUCAGCUGGCUGCAACUGUGGAGCAGAGCCAACCGGGAGGGAAAGAAGAGGAGGAAACUGUUCUACAGUUUGGUAAAGUAGCGGAUGAUACAUUCACCAUGGAUUAUAGGCAGCCCUUGUCAGCUUUUCUUGCUUUUGCCAUCUGCCUUACAAGCUUUGGUACAAAACUGGCUUGUGAGUGAUUCAAUGUCGAUGUACUAUAUAUAUAUAAACAAGUUGUUCUGCAUGUUAAGUAUAAUGUUUUUUAAAAUUUCACUUUCAAAUCUUGUAGACAGCCUUGGCUUAGUGAGACAAAGCAAAUAAUGUACAUGUUUCUCUUGUAUCUAAUAACAUUUACUGAAAUUAUUGGCUGCAAAAA